Molecule: messenger RNA, 3192 nt
Organism: Centrocercus urophasianus (Greater sage-grouse)
Lineage: Eukaryota; Metazoa; Chordata; Aves; Galliformes; Phasianidae
Gene: DCAF6
Product: DDB1 and CUL4 associated factor 6
Exons: 21
Coding region: 16-2814 (932 amino acids)
Biological process (GO): positive regulation of transcription by RNA polymerase II
Cellular component (GO): cytoplasm; Cul4-RING E3 ubiquitin ligase complex
Molecular function (GO): protein binding
Source: RefSeq, a predicted model, not a curated record
GCCCCGCGCGGGGCCAUGUCCCGGGGCCGCUGCCCCCACCUGCUGUGGGACGUGAGGAAGCGGAGCCUGGGGCUGGAGGAGCCCGGCCUGCUGCGGCGGCACUACCUGGGGAGAAGAGAAUUUAUCCAAAGAUUAAAACUUGAAGCAACCUUGAAUGUGCACGAUGGAUGUGUGAAUACAAUUUGCUGGAAUGAUACGGGAGAAUAUAUUUUAUCUGGUUCUGAUGACACCAAUCUGGUUAUUACCAAUCCUUACAGCAGAAAGGUUUUAACAACCAUUCGCUCAGGACACCGGGCUAAUAUUUUUAGUGCAAAAUUCCUGCCAUGCACCAAUGACAAACAGAUUGUAUCUUGUUCCGGUGAUGGGGUCAUCUUUUAUACUAAUGUUGAACAGGAUGCAGAGACCAACAGACAAUGCCAGUACACGUGCCACUAUGGAACCACCUAUGAGAUUAUGACAGUACCAAAUGAUCCCUAUACUUUCCUCUCUUGUGGUGAAGAUGGCACUGUACGAUGGUUUGAUACUCGAAUCAAAACAAGUUGCACAAAGGAAGAUUGUAAAGAUGAUAUUUUAAUAAACUGUCGUCGUGCUGCCACUUCUGUUGCUAUCUGUCCACCAAUCCCGUACUAUCUUGCUGUGGGUUGUUCUGAUAGCUCAGUAAGAAUAUAUGAUCGACGAAUGCUUGGUACAAGAGCAACAGGGAAUUAUGCUGGUAGGGGCACUAUUGGGAUGGUGGCACGUUUUGUUCCUCCUCAUCUCAAUAACAAAUCUUGCCGAGUAACGUCUCUAUGUUAUAGUGAAGAUGGUCAAGAGAUCCUUGUUAGCUACUCUUCAGACUACAUAUACUUGUUUGAUCCCAAGGAUGAUACAGCACGAGAACUUAAAGUUCCUUCCUCUGAGGAGAGACGAGAAGAGUUACGGCAACCUCCUGUUAAACGUUUGCGGCUAAGAGGGGAUUGGUCAGACACUGGCCCAAGAGCAAGGCCUGAGAGUGAACGGGAGAGAGAUGGAGAACAGAGUCCUAAUGUCUCUCUAAUGCAGAGGAUGUCAGACAUGCUGUCAAGAUGGUUUGAAGAAGCUAGUGAAGUUGCACAAAGUAAUCGAGGACGAGGAAGAUCGCGGUCCAGAGGUGGGACUAAUCGGACAGAUGCUUCUGCUAGUAAUAAUGUGCCAGCUAGUACAGAAUCAGAAACUGCGAUGGAAGUAGAUGGUUCUGAACAACUUCCAUCAUCUUCAUCUUCUACGAUGUCAGCCCAAGCUCCUUCAACAUCAUCUUCAGCAGGAAGUCCCCCUUCAACUUCAUUAUUGUCCUCUCCUGAUAAUGAACAAAGGCCUUCUCUGGGGGCCUCAUCUCAACCUGUGCUCCAUCAGUCUGAGUUAAUGGGACCUGAGUUAGCUAUAAUCCGUAGGGGUCUACAGCGCCUGAGGCUUAAGAAGGCAGAACAACAGAGACAGCGAGAGCUAGCUGAGGGUUCUGCACCACAGUCCUCCUCUGAUCAGUCAUCCUCUAAGGGCUCCUCACAGGACCCUCAGACAUCAGAUUCUCCUUCCUCUGUGGUUAACAAACAGCUUGGAUCCAUGUCACUUGAUGAGCAACAGGAGAGUGAUAAGCCACGAACAGGAACGAGUGAACCAGUUUUAAGUUUGCACUACAGUACAGAAGGAACAACUACUAGCACAAUAAAAUUGGACUUCACUGAUGAGUGGAGCAGCACAAAUUCAAGCUCUAGAGGGAGUGGAAGUCAUUGCAAAACUGAAGGCCAAGAAGAUUCCUUAAAAACAAAAACGUCAGAAGAGUCAGGACCUGAAGAUGAAGAAACAAGUAAGAUUCAGCAUUACUUCUGUAAUGGAGUUCCUGAUGAAUCUCACAAGGAAGACACAAGUGCUGGAGAACUGAAAACUACAGAUGAAACUGUAGAGACAACAGAAGCAACUGUAUCCAAUAAACCUGCCACUGAGCAUCCUGGAAUCCAACCAGAAGAAAAUGAUCCCAGUGUUGAGACUGCCUGCAGAACUGCGGAGGAGGAAGCUUCAAGUGAAAAAAGUACAAAUCAAGAAAUUUCAAGUCAGCAAAGUGCUGAAUCCACUGCCAACUUGCUUAGUGCAAACGAUGAACCUCAGCCACACCCAGAAUCCUCAGGGCUUGCAACUCCAGAAGAUUGUUCUACCAGAACCUCAGCUCUCCAAGAAACUGAUGACAGUGAUGAUGAUCCUGUUCUGAUCCCAGGAGCAAGGUAUCGAGGAGGACCAGGGCACAGACGAUCUGCUGUUGCUCGCAUUCAGGAGCUCUUCAGAAGGAGGAAAGAAAGGAAAGAAAUGGAAGAGUUGGAGACUUUGAACAUUAGACGUCCUUUAAUAAAGAUGGUUUAUAAAGGUCAUCGGAAUUCCCGAACAAUGAUAAAAGAAGCCAAUUUUUGGGGAUCUAACUUUGUCAUGAGUGGUUCAGACUGUGGCCAUAUUUUUAUAUGGGAUCGCCAUACUGCUGAACAUCUCAUGCUGCUGGAAGCUGAUAAUCAUGUGGUAAAUUGUCUUCAGCCUCAUCCAUUUGACCCAAUUCUGGCCUCUUCGGGAAUUGACUAUGAUAUAAAAAUUUGGUCACCAUUGGAAGAAUCCAGGAUUUUUAACAGGAAACUUGCAGAUGAAGUUAUAACACGUAAUGAGUUAAUGCUGGAAGAAACCAGAAACACUAUCACUGUUCCAGCAUCUUUUAUGUUACGAAUGUUGGCAUCUUUGAAUCACAUAAGAGCAGACCGAUUGGAAGGCGACAGAUCAGAAGGAUCUGGUCAGGAGAAUGAAAAUGAAGAUGAAGAAUAACCGGCAGUUGUGUGCAAGCACCUAGAUGUUAAUGGAAUUUGUACAAGACAUUAAUUAUAUUUUUCCUUACAGAGCUUUAGUGCAAUUCUAAGAUACUGCUUUUGGAUAACCUAACCUUCUGUUUUUGAAUGACUGUGUGCAUGACUUUGAGAGAGUGUGCAAGUAAAAUAAGCAAAAAUGUUUUUAAAAUGUUUUGCCAUGUAUGAGGGGUGCUAGGAGAUGCAAAGUGCAAUAUUUUCCUUAACCUGCAAAUGUGGGAGCUUGGAUCAAUGUUUUAAAGUAACUUUCAUUAUAGUAAAAACGUUGGUUCAAAUAAAUUUCUAUACCUGCUGUUUGCAUGUUCGUUGCUUUCUAAUUAAAAAGAUUUGGUUGUUUUAA